AUGAAGAUCAACAGCGAAACAGCAAGCGACAGGGACUCAGAUCGAUGUUUUCAUGGUUUUCAUUUGCACCUGAGUGUGGACUGGAGCAAACUGGAGGCUCAUGAAUAUGACUUAAACUUUAAAAGAGAGGUUACUGAAGAAGAAGAAUGCAAAAUAAAGCAGCUUUGCGAGUGUCGUUUGGCAAGGAUGCCUGUUCAAUAUAUCAUCAAAGAGUGGGAUUUCCGAGACCUCAGAUUGACGAUGACUCCUCCAGUCUUCAUCCCUCGACCAGAGACUGAACAGUUGGUCGAACUAGUUCUGGAGAAGGCGACGCCAGACUCCACCAUAUUAGAGAUUGGCUGUGGUUCUGGCGCGAUAUGUCUGUCCUUGCUGAAAGCUCUUCCUCAGACUCGUGUAACAGCAGUAGACCAGAGCAAGUUGGCUUGUGAGUUAACAAAGAAAAAUGCAGAACAAAACAAUUUGGCAGAUAAUUUAAAGGUGGUCCAGAGCAAAUUGCAAGAUGAUGGAACUCUGUCCCAACCUGUAGACUUGGAUGACCCGGUGGACAUCAUCGUAAGCAACCCUCCGUAUGUACCUUAUGCUCAGUUGAUGGAUCUUGAGCCAGAGAUCAAGCUGUAUGAGGACCUUCGAGCUCUAGAAGCUGGGAAAGACGGUCUGCGGGUCGUCAAAUCUCUGCUGACCCUCGCCUCCACCACGCUUCGCCCUGGCGGACUUUUAUUCCUGGAAGUUGACGCAUCACACCCAACGCUGAUAGAGCAAUGGAUAACUAAGCAUCCACAACUGAACAUGCAGUUUGUUAAGUCAUACAAGGACUUUUGCGAAAAAGAUAGGUUUGUGGAGCUGAAAAAAGUAUAAUCAUAGACACAGUGUAAUUUGGACUUUUUAGAUACAGAUUUUAAAAAAGGUUUCUCUUACAGCUGGACCAUUUGGAGAUGUACUUAAAAAGACGUACCUGUCCAAAGUCUUCCGAUGUAAAGGUGGAAUACUCAAAAAUUAUGUAUAUACAAGUUAUCUGUAAAUAAAUCUGUUGAAAUUGAA
Molecule: messenger RNA, 1038 nt
Organism: Macrosteles quadrilineatus (aster leafhopper)
Lineage: Eukaryota; Metazoa; Arthropoda; Insecta; Hemiptera; Cicadellidae
Gene: HemK1
Product: MTRF1L release factor glutamine methyltransferase
Exons: 8
Coding region: 1-855 (284 amino acids)
Biological process (GO): protein methylation
Cellular component (GO): mitochondrion
Molecular function (GO): nucleic acid binding; protein methyltransferase activity
Source: RefSeq, a predicted model, not a curated record